This is a messenger RNA of Lindgomyces ingoldianus, 1032 nucleotides long. RefSeq lists its product as uncharacterized. The record is from RefSeq and is a predicted model, not a curated record. Lineage: Eukaryota; Fungi; Ascomycota; Dothideomycetes; Pleosporales; Lindgomycetaceae. The transcript is spliced from 6 exons. The coding region runs from base 1 to 1032 and encodes 343 amino acids.
AUGAUCGCUCCAAAAGCCCCAGCCUCCAUAAUUUACGUUCAUUGCUGCAUGUCCUCUCGUUCCCACAAUAGACGUGUGAGUAAGCUCAAUUGCAGAAGAUACUCGAAACACUGCUACGUUAUCACUCGCAGAAAUGUCCAUCAACAUGUCUUCACUAUUGAGAAGGGUGCUCUAAUUCUCAAUGCGGCGAGAAAGUCUAGAGGUACCAGUCCUAACCUUGAUGAUAUUGCUGUUGCUUCCCCGGCUAUAACGCGGCUGACCAGGAUAGCCACCCUUCUCCUAACCUUCCUCUGGAUCCUGUUCCUCAUCACUUUUUCUACGAGGGUUAGUGUCUUGGGGAUGUUAUAUCAUGUGCACGUUACUAACCAUAAGCGCACGCCAGAGGGAAAUGGAGCAGCCCUCAAGCCAACUCUUGAUGGGAAGGCUUCCAGUGUAAUAGGAUCGGGAGAACAGCACGCCGGGAAAUCAAAGAAACACACUAGACAGGGAUUACAAGGAGCAUUGCUCCAAGCAGAAACACUUGGAACUAUGAAUAGCAUUAUUAUCGCGGACGCAAUGCUUGGUGUUCCAAGCCGAAUGGUGCACUCCACUACAGCUGCCACUACAGAGAUAUGCGCAACUCCAGAUCCUAUUCGACUAGCUUCAACUUUCUAUACGCUGUCUAGUACAAUAUAUUAUCGACUCUCUUCAGUGAAUGAAAGUCAAGCCAGCUACGUACAAAUGUCAUAUGGACGCCCCACACCAGUGUGGUUUUCCCGUUUCGGGCCCAUCAUGCUGUGGUAUUUCGUGCUCGACCUUCUCAUCAAGUGGCCGGUAGAUGCCAAAGCUCGCUGUGUCGUUGAGAGGACAUCUUGUGCUUAUCAUGUUACAGGAAAUUCGGCAAUAUGCCUAGCCCGUGGGGUUGCUUGUUCAACUAGGAACAUGGCGGUCGGGCUCAAGCACUUCGGUGCAUUUACUGUUGACUUUUUCUAUUUCCCACGAACCGCUCUUUCCGUGAUUUGUAAGCCGCCAAUUUCAUGCUUCGAGGCCUAA